Messenger RNA from Aricia agestis (brown argus), 1789 nucleotides. It is a transcript of the gene dos, whose product is annotated as GRB2-associated-binding protein 2. The coding region runs from base 92 to 1576 and encodes 494 amino acids. NCBI's taxonomy places the organism in Eukaryota, Metazoa, Arthropoda, Insecta, Lepidoptera, Lycaenidae. The transcript has 11 exons. The record is from RefSeq and is a predicted model, not a curated record.
UUACGAGAAGCAAAGCGAUUUUUUUACAAAUGGGUUAACGUUGCUACAUAAUUAUUAUUUGUGAUUCACAAUUUUAGGUUUAACUUGAACUAUGUCUAAAAAUAUAGUAUUUGAGGGCUGGUUAACUAAAUCGCCACCAAUCAAGCGGAUAUGGAGAACGAAAUGGCGGAGAAGGUGGUUUGCCUUGCGACAGUCAGGUGAACUGCCUGGUCAAUAUUUUCUGGAUUACUACGCCGAUCGACACUGCAGGCGAUUAAAAGGCACGAUCAACCUUGACUUCUGUGAACAGGUUGAUGCCGGUUUACACAUGGAACGUAGUAGUAAUGGUUCCUUGGACCCCAAGUUGCGUGGCUCAGUGUUCACAAUACAGACCCAGUCCAGGAUAUACCAUCUGGAGGCUGAUUGUGAGGCAGAGAUGGAGAGAUGGGUGGACGCAAUCUGCAAAGUCUGCGGACUCAGAGCUACAGACGAAACAAAUGUAUCAGGUAUAUAUCAAAAUGAGAUAAAUUGUAAGGAGAUUGCCAUGAGGCCUAUUAAAGAUGGAAAUAUUGCAGAGAAGGCAACAAAUCAACCAAAUUCGACAUCUAGGAAUGUAAAUAAUGUGCAAAACUACGACAGUGUCCAUUUCGACGAUCAGUACGAGGAUGGGGACACUGGACCCUAUAUACCAAUAUCGGAGUGCAUCACAGGAGUGCGAGCACCGGACACUGGUAGAACAUUUACGUUUGAUCCCAAAAAUAUAAUCGUUAGCUCUAACACACCAUUUCAAAGAGGAUACCACGAAAAGAACCACAUGUAUUUUAGCCAGCCCCAGAUCAGAGUGAAUAAUGUUGAAUUCUCAGAAAAUGAAUCAAAUUUGAGUGAUGAUGAGUGCAAAUCACUAAAUGCUAGUCAAUGUAAUAUUGGAGACUGGUCAGCGGCAAAAUCCUUCAAGAAAAUGGCAGUAAAUACAUCACCAUUAGAAAGUGGAAUAGAAAAUGGACCUCCGAUACCACCGAGACCACCCAAAACCUUCACAAUGGGCAGAGAUUUGUCACACAGGGAGUCCUUCCAAGGCCCUAAAAUACAGGAACCCACCGAAAAUACUCACGAAUUCUUUUCCGGAUUCCCCUCUGUUCGGUCGCGUCGCAUGUCGCACGGCACCGCGCCACCCUCGCCCGGUCACACCGUUCACCGCACGGAUGAUGAUGAGGAGUCCCUCACACACUCAAUGCAGUAUUGCAACCUUCUGACAUUGCCUCCCGCUGUGGACCGAGCGCUCAAACCCCGACAUUCGAGCCACAGUAUAGGAUUCACCAACAACUGUAAUGGACGGACAUACUCUCGCGGCAGUGUUAGCGAUGACAGGCGGCCCGAUGUCCUGCAAUACCUGGAUCUAGACCUGCACACGUCUAGACCUGCCUCGUCCAAGAUUCCAGAAGUGGUGGCGAGGAAGACGAUCGCGCACAAAUCACAAGCGUUAGCGGAGGCGGAGGCGGAAGCGGACAGCGCCUACAAAACCGUCGACUUUCUAAAGACUGAAGCGUUCAACAUCACCAGACAAGACGCGGAGGCGUCGAGAAGCAAUCAGCAAUAAUAUCUGGUAUCUAUCUGGUACUAUAUUUAUAUUACAUAGCCACAGAAGACUCUGACAUACAUAAAUGUCGUUGCCAAAUCGUAGAUUUGCGAAUUAUAUGGAAUGUAAAUAGUUAUCAUGAAAUGCGAACAUGAAAUGAUCGCAUUUCAUGAUGUGGCGAACACAAUUUGAAUAGGUUAAGUCAACAUUUCGACAAAAAAACGACUACUUCAA